AUGGCUGGACGAGGGGCACCGCGUUCGAGAACAGGGUGUUCCACUUGCCGAACCCGGAAAGUCAAAUGCGACGAAGAACGUCCUUCAUGCCGACGAUGUCGGAGUGCCCAGCUGGGCUGCGAAUGGCUCCAGGCAGCCAGACGACGGUGUGUCAAGCGCAUCCGUGCAGACAAGUCGCCGACUCGCAGGUCACCGCAGUACCAGAUACUUCUCCCGCGAGACGUGUUCGUCCCUGCCGAUGGGGCUUGUCAGCUCCGCAACUCCCUCCACCUAUCCCUGGCUGACCGCGAGUAUCUCGUGUACUUCCCCAAUACCUCACUCGUCACCUUGAUCGGCAAGCCCUGGAAGUGGGGCACUCUGCGUUAUCUCUACGGCCGGGUAGCGUCCGAAUCCUCCAUUGUUAUGCGGCUGAUCCUUGCUAUAUCAGCAAGUGAAGUCGAAGGCCGGAGAGACUUGGAUCCGGAGAACUUCAAGUUCACAGCUCCGUGCCGAAGGGGGACCGGUUUGGCCCACUAUAGUGCCGCCCUCCUAGAGUUUCGGAAUGAGCUGGCGCACUUUGCGCGGGGCCCUCCGUCUCAGAGCAGGAUGGACGGCGUCAUUGCUGCCUUUGUCUUGAUGGUCGUGUACGAGGGCCACUUCGGUAGCGGGUGGUCUGCGAUGCGCUCUCACAUAUCUGGCGCCUACGCGUUUCUCAAGGCCCGCGGGGUCCUCCCGAGCAAGAAUUCAAAGGUAGACACAGAGUUAUCUGUGCUGAGCAAGUGGCUUCUUAUGUCCCUCAUGUAUAUGGACCUCAGUCACUCUUGGGGAGACGUCUCUGAAGACGAUUCAUGGAAUUGCAUUGCAGCGGAUGAUGAGUUUUGUAAUGUUGUCGACACUGCAUUCCUCGACAGUCGGGCCGUACACUCAGCCAUCUUUGCUGAGGAAUACCCAAUCGAGGCGCUUGCCGAUGAUCUAGCCGUCUCUCAGCCUUUGGAUUUUGCUCAUGAGUGUGCGAAGCUAAAAAGAAACCUUGUCUCAUACGUCAGAGAUGUAAACCUUGGCAGAGAAUCCCAGACCGCACCCGAGAGUCUGUUCCGAAGUCUCGAACGGAUAGGUAAACGGUUCCAAAACUUCAUCAUUCUGGCACAGAAGCCCUAUCACACGAUCACCACGCGUGAAGCGGAGAACAUGUACUACGCCGUCGCCGACUAUCACGCAUUGGAAGUUCUCUACCAUCAUCAUAUAUGUGUGACAGCGAGCAACGGCUCGCCUGCUUGCCAUCGAAAUGCCCUCGCAGCCGGAAUGGGUAUUGUCAGGAAGAUCAUGGCAAUGAAACCCCGGGCCAUGCUGAGGGUUCUGUGGUGUCUCCCAGUGUUUGCAAGAUUCUUAAAGGACCCCGAAGAUCGCAGGUGGAUGCAUGAUACCACAGAGUACCUUCGUCGAGAUGCAGGCAUGUCUGGGACAAUCGGCGAUAAGCUCAAGGUCAUCUGGGCUUGUGGGAGCACAUAG
Molecule: messenger RNA, 1488 nt
Organism: Thyridium curvatum
Lineage: Eukaryota; Fungi; Ascomycota; Sordariomycetes; Thyridiales; Thyridiaceae
Exons: 4
Coding region: 1-1488 (495 amino acids)
Biological process (GO): regulation of DNA-templated transcription
Molecular function (GO): DNA-binding transcription factor activity, RNA polymerase II-specific; zinc ion binding
Source: RefSeq, a predicted model, not a curated record